Molecule: messenger RNA, 831 nt
Organism: Mycena indigotica
Lineage: Eukaryota; Fungi; Basidiomycota; Agaricomycetes; Agaricales; Mycenaceae
Exons: 2
Coding region: 56-271 (71 amino acids)
Source: RefSeq, a predicted model, not a curated record
AAGAGAGAUCUAGAAACAAGUGCAUGUCACACCCACUUCUUGUUUCCCGACCUCGAUGAUCCCGCCGACCCCAGACUCGUCAAGCCCUCCAACGAGCAUGUCGGGUGCUCGCCCUUCUCCACCCAGCACUCAGACUGCUCACCCGAUGUCUGCAAACGGAGCAAUCUCUGCUCCUGUGCUACCUUGCAGCGACUCGAAGGCACUUAUGCUGACAACAACGACCAAGAAGCUUCAGAAAGUGGCGGACACGACAUUGGCCUGCAGUCCGUAGCGUUGCCGGAACGGGUGUGGAUACAGGUGUGCAUGCAGUCACUCUCCUGGCUUGUUGUCGGCCCGGGUGCUGACAGUCUCCCCAGCAAGCUCGCUUGCCGCUUGCUUCUUUAGUCACCAUAGCACGACAUUCUCAUCCGCUGCCAGAGAAGGCUCGGGAUCGUUCCAGACCUGCCACGCAUGAAAGGAGGGAGUUACCGGCAGUAUGUGGCCACCCACCUUCCCGCCGUUGACCAAAUACUCUAGUCCUCCCCGCCAUCGAUGGUCUAUCCACCCCUCGAUAGUACUUCUUCUCUGCAACGACAUGUAGAACUUGCAUUGGCGGCUGUGAUGCUGGCCCGAUGGCGGAAUCGCAUCCGUCAUCACUCGCGUCAGUCGACAGCCGGAUCCUCAACCUGUAUCCGCGUAAGGAUAUCGCGAUGGCAGACUCCAGUAUGUUUAUACCUCUCGUUUUCGCGCAACAAGCGCAUUUCAAGGGACAAUCCACUUUUCACGCCAACUCUUCUGUCUGCAGCCUCGUCUAGCUACAAUGACACCAAUAUCUACACAAAAGCAACAUAA